AUGAUGUACAAGGCUGUGUGUCUGGUGGCUAUUUUCCUGUUCUGCUCUGUCAGAGCUGAGGAGGUAAUGUUGUCUGUUGGUGAGCUGUUGGAGAGAGCCAACAGAAACGUUGUUCGUGGCCCCGAUGAGCCGAAUGUUAUUGAAGACAUUGCUGUAGUCAACAGUGAAAGGAAUGCUGACCCCUGCACUUCUCAGAGCUGCAAGUGGCCCAAGUCCAGUGAUGGCAAGGUGUAUGUGCCAUACGUCAUCGUCAACCACUUCACUUCCCGGGAGCUGCAGGUGAUCCAGCGUGGCCUGGACUCCUUCUCCUCCGUCUCCUGCAUCCGCUUCACACCACGCUCCAACCAGAGGGAUUACGUCAGCAUCGAGUCUCGCAGCGGAUGCUACUCAUACGUCGGGCGCAUUGGAAAUGCCCAGACCGUCUCUCUGGAUCGCAACGGCUGCAUCUACCACAACACCGUCCAGCACGAGCUGCUCCACGCUCUGGGCUUCAACCACGAGCAGACCCGCAGUGACCGCGACAACCACAUCCGUGUCGUCUGGGACAACAUCAUUGACAACAUGAAGCACAACUUCAACAAGAUCAACACCCUGAACCAGGGAACUGCCUAUGACUACAACUCCGUCAUGCAGUACCACAGGACUGCUUUCUCCAAGAAUGGUCAAGCCACCAUGGUCCCCAUCCCCAACUCCAACGUGUCUUUUGGCCAGGCUACCCAGAUGAGCCAAAAUGACAUCACUAGGAUCAACAGACUCUACGGGUGCUAAACAGAAGACCUCCCUCAUCCACUGCUCAGUCACAGCAGGAGAAGACCAAUGGCAAACUGCCGUCACUGCAUGUUAGUGAUCCACCAAUGCAGGGUUAUUUGACAGAAUAUCUGUUUUAAGAACUGAGCCUUAAAAUAAAUAAACACUCAACAUUCACUCA
Astyanax mexicanus (Mexican tetra) is the source of this 928-nucleotide messenger RNA. Its product is annotated as low choriolytic enzyme. Gene Ontology annotation, molecular function: metalloendopeptidase activity; zinc ion binding. Gene Ontology annotation, biological process: proteolysis. Bases 1 to 768 code for a protein of 255 amino acids. The record is from RefSeq and is a predicted model, not a curated record. The transcript is spliced from 8 exons. NCBI's taxonomy places the organism in Eukaryota, Metazoa, Chordata, Actinopteri, Characiformes, Acestrorhamphidae.